Arachis ipaensis is the source of this 1524-nucleotide messenger RNA. RefSeq lists its product as uncharacterized. The record is from RefSeq and is a predicted model, not a curated record. Lineage: Eukaryota; Viridiplantae; Streptophyta; Magnoliopsida; Fabales; Fabaceae.
AUGGCUGACAACGGGAACCCCCAACCCACACAGGCAGAGCUCUUAGCUCAGAUCGCCGAGCUCCAGGCGGAGGUACGGAAGAUAGCUGAGCUCUCUGCACAGAACAACGGAAAGCACGAAGGAGAAAGCUCUAAAAGCUCGACGCAGGGCAAUGCAGAUCCCCUGAAUAUCACUCCACCAAAGGAGAAGCUCACCCUCGAAAACCCCUUUUCCGACGAGAUCACUAAGUUCCAGAUGCCGAAGAACUUUGUAUUACCUACAGCACUGGAACCGUACAAGGGGUUCGGUGACCCCCGAGCUCAUAUCAAAAAGUUCCAAUCCAUGAUGUUUUUUAAUGGCGCUAACAAUGAGCCUGUACUUUGCCGGGCUUUUCCUACUUAUCUUGAUGGUGCUGCACUACUGUGGUUUUCUAAAUUGUCUGCAGGUUCGAUCUCCUCCUUUGAGGAACUGGCGAGAUCCUUUAUUGAUUACUUUGCUGCAUCCAGAAUUUAUGUCCAUGGAUCAAACUACCUAGGCACAAUCAAGCAGGGCCAACAUGAGAGUUUAAAGAAUUACAUGACCAGGUUUUCCGAGGCUACCAUGGAGAUCCAAGACUUGGAUCCGGCUGUCCACCUUCAUGCUCUCAAGGCUGGCCUCCGACCAGGCAAAUUCCGAGAAACCAUUGCGAUAACAAAACCAAGAACACUAGAGGAGUUCCGAGAGAGGGCUGUGGGUCAAAUGGAGAUUGAAGAGCUCCGCGAGGCCCAAAAACCGGAUAGACAACCACAAAAGAGGGAUGAGGAAAAAAUAUUCCGAUCACCAGGCAACAAGGAUACAAAGAAGCCUUUCAAGCUCACACCAAAAUACAACAGGUAUACCAGAUUCAAUACCAAGAGAGAGAACAUCAUAAAAGAAAUUCUGAAUGCCAAAAUCGUGAAGCCACCAGCUCGGACAGGAAACUACCAAGACCAAAGGUUUGUGGAUAGGAGCAAGCAUUGCGCCUUCCACCAGAAGUUCGGCCACACAACGGACGACUGCAUUGUCGCGAAAGACCUUCUAGAAAGGCUGGCGCGACAAGGACUUCUUGACAAAUACGUCGAGAGCCAGAAAGCCAGAAGAGCAAGCUCGGACAGGGAAGGAAACAAACAAACAGCGACAGAUAAGAACAAAAAAGAGCAAACAAUCCCUGAUCCACCAAGAGGCAUCAUCAGCCACAUAUCAGGAGGAUAUGCAGGCGGAUGUGAAACAAGCUCGGCCAAAAAACGAAGUUAUAGGGCGAUGUUGGCGAUCGAAGGAACCCUGCAGCCAAAGAAGGAGGAAGACCCAGAUGUCACUAUAUCCUUCAAUCAAUCAGACUUCAGAUCGGCAAGCCCUAACCUUGACGACCCAGUGGUGAUUUCCAUCCAGGUCAGAGAGCUGUUGGUAAGAAAAACACUGCUAGACCCAGGUAGUAGCGCUGAUGUCUUAUUUUAUUCUACCUUUAAAAAGAUGCAAUUGUCAGAAAAAAUGAUACAGCCCUCCUCGGAGAAAGAGUCCCCAUCAUAG